This is a messenger RNA of Hyaloscypha bicolor E, 567 nucleotides long. RefSeq lists its product as uncharacterized. NCBI's taxonomy places the organism in Eukaryota, Fungi, Ascomycota, Leotiomycetes, Helotiales, Hyaloscyphaceae. The record is from RefSeq and is a predicted model, not a curated record. Bases 1 to 567 code for a protein of 188 amino acids. The transcript is spliced from 4 exons.
AUGAGCUCCCGUUGUGUUCUCUGCGAUCAAUCUUUCGAUAGCGAAGAGGCAUUGCAGCAGCACCUGCGGGAUUCACCAGCGCAUACGCCGUCCUUCGACUGCGAGGAUUGCGAUCGAUCCUUCGGCAACGAGGAGGCUCUGGAGCAGCACCUGCGGGACUCUCGCAUUCACCAAAAGGAUACGGAAACCCCUCUGGAUGUCUUUUUCCGCUCUUUCCCAACGUUUGAUUAUGAUCCUUCUCUCCCACUAGCUACGUCCGUCGCAUCAGACGAUGCGUGGAACAGAUAUCAAGACGCGCUGCAAAGCGAACUGCACUUGUGGUAUGGUACAGAGAACGACUUGACUGCGUGGCAUGCGCUUUGCCGGGCAAUUAGUAUCGACCCGCUUCCGAAAACAUUGCAAAGGACGCACGUUAAUAUCGAAAAGGUUCGGACCUUCCGCGAUAUAGCAGAGCUGCGAACAUAUACCAAGGAGAUACGUAAGAUAUUUCGCAACACGUUCGACCAAGAAGGCGGCAAUGUUGUCUUGAGACAUCUACUUCGGAAGAUCUUUCGAGGGAGCCUGUAA